This is a messenger RNA of Colletotrichum navitas, 2715 nucleotides long. RefSeq lists its product as uncharacterized. Lineage: Eukaryota; Fungi; Ascomycota; Sordariomycetes; Glomerellales; Glomerellaceae. The transcript is spliced from 4 exons. The record is from RefSeq and is a predicted model, not a curated record. Bases 1 to 2715 code for a protein of 904 amino acids.
AUGGCUACCCACCACGACUAUCUUUCAUAUAAGCGAGACACAAGAUGCCUACUCUAUUGGGUGAUCCACGCCUCCAACUUCGUCAUCAAGACAAACAGGAAGACGGACCACCGCUGGAAGUCGCCCGUCAGGUUCAACACGUCCGGGACAGUCACUGUCGAUGAAUUCGCAGGAAUGACUAGACUCAUUGGAGACGAGAUGCGCUCCGUUCCAUCCUUGGUUCUCGGAUUGCUCCGCUCGGAUGGGUUUCAACAAUACACCGAGGGAGACCCCCAAGUCGAGAAGUCCUUCGCAUCUGACAGAAUAUUCACGAUCGCCCUCUACAAGGCUUUCGAAGCCUUUGAGGCUCUUUGUACAAACAGUCGGUGUGCAGGCCAGGAGUCGGGCAAUGGGCUCCAAGUACCUGGUGCCAUCGAGGAGAUCAUUCUCGGCAGCGACUUCUCAGUGCGGGAUGUCAGAAGAUUGAAUGACACUGGGUCAGAGAAUGGAUCAAGUGAUGAUGAUGUCUUCAAAACUCAGAAGCGCGUUAAAAAAAGAAGCAACAUGGGUAACAAAGGGAAGAAAAAGAAGAAGGCGAAGACGGCGGCUCAGGUUUUCCCUGGAGACGUGACCCUGGCAAAGGUACCACUAAAUGACUAUCACUUCGUCAGAACAGACGACGAGCAGAUGACGGAGUACGCAAUGGCCGUCUGCUCAUAUUUCCGGGAGUGUUACAGUCUCCGUGCCUACCUCCAGGGUAUAUGGCGUGAGGUUGCAUAUGACGGCCUCAACAUUGUUGUUGCCGGCACGUUGGUUCAGCUGGCCAUUGGGAUGGUAAAAAAAACCGAGUCGGAUGUCUUCGCAGACUUUCCAAGUCGGCUCUCGUUUGAAAAACUCGAGAGGGCCAUGACGUUGGGGAAUGUACAGAAGGCCGAGGAUGAGUUUGGCGCAACCAUGCACCUCUUGAUAUCGGACGACCGGAGCCAAGGUAGCGACAAUGCCUUCAUCGAUUUCAGAGAAUACAUCAUGUCCUACACCUACCAAGAUCUUGUUGACUUUGUGGUCGACUACCAACAGAAGAGAAACGGUCGAGCUACACGAGAGGAAAGGUCGAAAUGGCGUCGAGCGUACACAAUCAAAUGGCUGUACGAUUUUGUCAACAUUUAUUCAUGCCCAACCGCCAAAUAUGCUGACGAGGAACACCAAGACCUCGAGGACAUCGACUGGUCCCCCCAAAGCAAGCAUGUCCUCCAACAAGCGGUUACGGGUCUCCAAGAUUUUGCGGCAAUCAUUACCUCGCUUGCAAUGCGAAAGCCCGGCACCUGCGUUUCGGAACGCAUCUUACCACACCAAGUCUUUGUGAUACAGUACGCCUUCAUCGUGUCGCGCGGCUGGUCCAUCGAUAUGUUGAAAGGGCAUGUCCUCAUGAGUCCGCCCCAGAGUUUCAACCCGACCAGAGAAAUUGAGCUGUUCUUGGAUCGAGAAAAUGAAAGGAAACCCUCGGGGUGUAUGCAUGCUCUUUGGCACCUGACGGAGCUUCUUCAGGCCGACGAAACACUCCGCAUGCAACCAGGUUACCACGACAAUUGGUUCGAAUCCGCGCAAGCACUCCAUAAUCUAUGGAGCUGUCUAGGCCGUUCAACCCACUUACAUGAAGAAUUCAUGUUCCCGGAUUCUGCAUUCUCUGAGACUCACGCCAAUGGCCUUUGGGAGCUCUCUCCUUUCCUAUGUGGCGUGGGACUCAUGGAUAGCGUUGAGUUGGCAUACCGAUACUCGAUGAGUAUAUGGGACGCUCUGGUGUUGAUUUCAGCGAUGUUCCAUUUUUACAACAUGCUUGUGAAAGCGGGGUACCUCACAAUACCGAACCAGCUUUACCACAGUUUACAAGACUCGUUUAGGGACUGCAUUUUCCAAAACGGCGAAGUACCGACGUACAACUUCGGCCGGUGCCUCACAAGACGAGUGAACGAUCUCUGGGGUACAGGAAAGCAGGGCCAGAAGAAUGCGCGGUGCUUGAUGGCAUCAAAAACACAGGGAAUAUACGGGGGGCUAGAUCCCAGCCUGAAUGUGUCGUUCAAAAAGAAAUCAAACUUGCUAUUGUACCGAGACGCCAACUGGGACAUCGAAAGCAUCCCGGACGGCGAUAUUGAGCCACGAUCUUCACUUGCGAUGCUCCGCAUCUCCCAGGCAAAGCAAGUAACCGACAAUCAAACAGGAGAGAAAAUUCUCGAAGAAACAGACCUGAUACGCCGCGCCAAAGCAGAGCUCAAAGUAGACAAUGACGAGCUCUUGAGCAUGGCGAAUGCACAGAUUGGCGUCGAACCGGCUAGUCAUGCAGGCACUCGGCUAGCUAGGGAACAAUUACUGAGGCUUGUCAAGAAGGACAUAUACAAUGAUGUCUGUGGAGACUCGCCCUCAUCCGGCAUCAACUAUCUUGGGGUUGCUGCUUUUGUCUUGUUCCACCACAGCAGCAUCGAGAUGGAGCUGCUCCGCUUGGAAAUUCCGCGAUUCCUGGAGGUGUAUUUAUCCGAGAAUCCCGAUAGACGGCUGCUUUCCCUGAUUCAAAUCAUGAAUCUUCGCGAUGAAGGGUGUCUCCGGAUCAUGGCUGGGGUGAUGGAGACCUUCAGGACUUCGUUGAAGGAUUUCGUCUAUUGGGAAGACAUGGGCAGAGCAGCGGACAUGCCGAACAGAAGCUCCGCGGAAAGGCCGGCCGAUAAGCAAUGCCCAGUUAUGUGA